This is a messenger RNA of Zophobas morio, 1394 nucleotides long. RefSeq names its product protein LTV1 homolog. The coding region runs from base 1 to 1377 and encodes 458 amino acids. NCBI's taxonomy places the organism in Eukaryota, Metazoa, Arthropoda, Insecta, Coleoptera, Tenebrionidae. Gene Ontology annotation, biological process: ribosomal small subunit biogenesis; ribosomal small subunit export from nucleus. The transcript is spliced from 14 exons. The record is from RefSeq and is a predicted model, not a curated record. Gene Ontology annotation, cellular component: preribosome, small subunit precursor; nucleus; cytosol.
AUGUUUAAAGUGUUAGGAGAAAAAAAGAAAUCUUUCAUAGAUAAAAAAAGCGCAACUAAAUAUUCACUUUCUUCUUCUACAAAACCGUCUGUGCUUAACGCUGUUCAAGCCGAUCAGUUUUUUUCUUCAUCUACAAACAAAAUAGCUAACGAGGACAAUUUUGUGCCAAAAGAUAAAAGUGAUUAUGAACGAAAGAUAGAACAGCUCAAGUAUGGCAUAUAUUUUGACGAUGAUUAUGAUUACCUUCAGCACUUAGCUUCCGUCAACGAAAACAUCAGUGUUUUUAGAAUAGAAAAUACAACUCAACCUGCGUUUGUUGUGGAUCGUCCUAAUCAAAUUUUACCUGAAAGAGUUUUUAAAGAGGACUCUGUUAUUAGCACCGUUUCUUCUUCUACAUUACAAGCUGAUUAUGAUCUUGACGUUCUUGCUCAAUUAGAAGAUGACGUUGUACAUAACAAAGAAUGGGAAAUAGAAGAUGACUUUAUUAUCAAAGCAAAAGAGAUGAAGCUUGAGGAUAUUGACUACAACUAUAAGUUUAAAGAUGGUUUUGUGGUUAAUGGUGAUCACGUAGUUGAUAUCGGUGGUUCCACUUGUGUGGACUCUGACUUAGAUUCCACUUUUGAGGAGAAAAGCUCUUCCGAAGUAGAAACUGUUUCCAGAUUUACGGAGUAUUCCUUGAGCUCUUCAGUCCUGCCAAGAAACAGCGGCCUUACUUUCGUAGAUGAGCAAUUCGAAGAGUUUUCUAAGCAGUACGACGAUUAUUAUUGCGAAGAUCAAGAUUUGGAUGGGACUGCAGAUGUAAAUGAGUUAAUAAAAAACUUUAAAGCGCUGAACAAAAAAAAAAAAAGGAUAAAUGUAGAUCCCCAGUCGGAAAUCAAGGACAACCCAAUACUUAAGCGCCUUAUAAAAUGGUGCAACGAAGAACUAAACAGUGACGACGAAAAAGCAUAUCGUUAUGAAGAAGAUCUUCGCGCGCACCAAUGGCUUGACUAUACUGGCUCAAAAGUUUAUGAAGAUCCAUCAAAUAUCGAGUCUUUUCUGAACCAGCGGCCCGUUUACGCCAAUCAGCCUUCCGUGUUGGAAGUCAAUAAAAGGAAAAAUUCACUGCUUUUGCCUAUUGAAAAAAGGCGUUACAAGAAGAUAAGUAACUCAGUGAUAUCCGAUCAGCUUGAAGAAGUUCAGCAAGAUAAAGGCCUUGUAAGAGACAAACACGAAACUUUGGAAGAGAAAAAAGAAAGAAAAACGCGUAUUCGCCAAGAAAGAAAAGCCAGAAGAGCUCAAAAAAAGAAAAAUAAACAGACUUUUAAGUACGAAGAACUCGCACAGGAAAAACAAACAGCUCUGAAUUUCAUGCACGUUCGAAUGCAUAUGAUUUAAGCACCACUCCAAUCGCA